AUGAAGCUUACGUCUUCUCUCACGAUCUUGCCUCUCCUGGCUACCGUCCACGGCUACAUUCGAACCCACAAGCCAGUCAUCGAUGAAGAGACCAAGACGCUCGCCCAGCUCUACCAAGAAGCUAUCCAAGAAGGAGGCAACCUCGUCGUGUACCACGGUGGUGAUACUCCCGACCAGCAAAACUACACCGCGGAUGCGUUCAAAGCCAAAUUCCCUGAUAUCAACUUGACCAUGAUCGUCGACUACUCCAAGUACCACAACGCGCGGGUGGACAACCAACUCGAGACCAACUCGCUCGUGGCCGACGUGAUUGCGCUCCAGACGCUCCAAGACUACCCGCGGUGGAAGAAGGAAGACAAGCUACUGGCGUACAAGCCCAAGGGCUUCUCGGGCAUCUACGACGGUUUCAAGGACGCCGACGGGACGUGGUACUCGCACGCAGUCUUUACGUUCAGCUACUUCUACGACACGGCGAUCCUCGAGGGGAAGGGCAUCGAUGUACCCAAGACGGCCAAGGACCUCGCGGAUCCCAAGUACAAGGGCUUGAUCGCGUCUUCGUGGCCGCACGACGACGACGCAUCGCUCUUUGUGUACGACCGGUAUGUCAAGGAGUACGGUUGGGACUGGGUGAAGAAGCUUGCCGAGAACAACGUCCAGUUCAACCGCGGCUCCCAUACCGCGGGUGAAGCCGUGGCCAACAAGACCCACGCCAUUGGUGUCGCGGGCUCCGUCCCUGAGGUCAACACCCCCACGGUUGUCGAGCCAACGGGCGAUGGUGCGGGCUCGGACUACCUCUCAUGGGGCCAACGCAUUGCCGUUCUGAAGAAGGCGCCGCAUCCGGCCGCGGCCAAGCUCUUCGUCAACUGGAUUGUAUCCAAGGAAGUGCAAAACACUGUCAUGAAGGGUUUCUCGUCGCGCACGGAUAUCGAAGGUGCGUCCAAGGCGUGGGACGUCAAGCGCGCCAACUCGCUCGCGUUCCAAAAGUGGAUGGAAAAUCGCGCAUACAUCGAGGAGCUAAAGGCCACGUUCGCUUUGUACUUUAAGGAGGUGACGGGCGAGCCGUCGCCGGGCCAAUUGGGCCUCCACCCCGGCAAGAAAAGUUGUUAGCAUUCAGCUAAUAAAUUUGAUGGCAUGAAUAUACCACAGAUUCUAC
Molecule: messenger RNA, 1153 nt
Organism: Aphanomyces astaci
Lineage: Eukaryota; Oomycota; Saprolegniomycetes; Saprolegniales; Verrucalvaceae
Exons: 1
Coding region: 1-1107 (368 amino acids)
Source: RefSeq, a predicted model, not a curated record